GACGCCGGGGGCCGGGAGCGGCGGGGCCGGUCCGGGGAGGCCGCGGGGCCGGACAUGCGGCUGCGGAGCCCGGAGCCCCGAGCGUCCGCCCAGCGUUGAGCGAGGCCCCGCGAGCCUCCCACCCGCGGCCGCCGCCGCCAUGAGCUCGUGCAGCAGCCGCGCGCUGACCUUGCUGAGCAGCGUGUUCGGCGCCUGCGGCCUCCUCCUGGUUGGCAUCGCGGUCAGCACCGACUACUGGCUCUACAUGGAGGAGGGCACAGUGUUGCCCCAGAACCAGAGCACCGAGGUCAAGAUGGCGCUGCACGCCGGCCUCUGGAGGGUCUGCUUCUUCGCAGGCCGGGAGAAGGGUCGCUGUGUGGCCUCGGAAUAUUUCCUAGAGCCGGAGAUUAACCUGGUGACCGAGAACACCGAGAACAUCCUGAAGACUGUCCGCACCGCUACCCCCUUCCCCAUGGUGAGCCUUUUCCUGGUCUUCACGGCCUUCGUCAUCAGCAACAUUGGCCACAUUCGCCCUCAGAGGACUAUCCUCGCUUUCGUUUCUGGCAUCUUCUUCAUUCUCUCAGGCCUCUCCCUCGUUGUGGGCCUAGUCCUCUAUAUCUCCAGCAUUAAUGAUGAGGUGAUGAAUCGUCCCAGCGGAUCUGAGCAGUACUUUCACUAUCGCUAUGGCUGGUCCUUUGCCUUUGCGGCCUCCUCCUUCCUGCUUAAAGAGGGGGCUGGCGUGAUGUCGGUCUAUUUGUUCACCAAACGCUAUGCGGAGGAAGAGAUGUACCGGCCCCACCCGGCCUUCUACCGGCCCAGGCUCAGCGACUGCUCCGACUAUUCUGGCCAGUUCCUCCAGCCCGAGGCCUGGCGCCGAGGCCGCAGCCCCUCGGACAUCUCCAGCGACGUCUCCAUUCAGAUGACCCAGAACUAUCCUCCUGCUAUCAAGUACCCGGACCACAUGCACAUCUCCACCUCGCCUUGCUGAGGCACUGCACCGCCCCCCGCCCAGCCCCCCACCCCGGCACCUGCUCCUCGGGUCCCCUCGGGCCUCCUCCCUUCUUUUCCGGUUUCCUGAGGCUCUUCCCUUGUGGCCCGGCCCUUUUGCUUCAGUCUUUUCCCUUCUUCCUAAUUACUUGUACUUCUCCUCUCCUUCCCUUUAUCUUUUGGUCUUUUUCCUUCCCUUAAUUACCUCCCCCUUCUCAAGUUCCCCUCCUUUGCUCCUUUGCUCCUCCUUUAUUCCUCUGGCCCUUCUUUUGUUUCUUGGGUAUCUUCGAUGUCAGGCAGCUCCUUACAGAAGAAGACUGCAGGCCAAAUUCAAGCCUCAACACACUGAUCCUCAUUUCUCCCGGGGACGAUCCAGCUACAGGCAUCUCUUACCCUGGGUCUCUUUACCUCAUCUGCCUACUGUGGCUAACCACAGUCAGGAGUUGGGAGGGACCAGGUUGCUAACCUUGACCCCAGCCUUCUCAUUCCCUUUGCCCCUGGGCCCUCUCCUCCUCCUCCUCCUCCUCCUCCUCUUCCCAUCUCUUUUUUUUCCCCAGGUCUGUCUCUCCCUUAGGUUACUAGGAAUCUUUUUGUCUCUGUGUCUCUGUCUCUCUUUUUCUUGCUCUUCUUUCUUUUUUUUCCACACCAGAGGCCCCCUGGGAGGGGGAGAGAAGGAGGUUGACAGGCUGAUCCUGAUGCCUGGAUCCCCACCCUCCUUGCUCCUCUCCCCCAAGGCAGGGGCAGUAGCGGGGCCUAGUGGCCCCCCAAACCUCCGAGUCUUCCACCUCUGCCUCCUCUGCACCUCCAUCCCUGCCCCCUGCAAAACUCCAGACUUCAGCCCCUCUUAAAGGGUCUGUGCUCUGGGGAACAGCUUAGGCAGGUGUGGGGCCCAGAGGAGGCGAAAUAAUGUACAAUGAACCAGAUGGUCCCCCAGUGGUUGGGGGCCAGGGCUUUUAGUCUGCAUCUUUGAGGGGGGGGGAGGGAGGGAAAGCAGGGGCAGG
Messenger RNA from Phascolarctos cinereus (koala), 1967 nucleotides. It is a transcript of the gene CACNG7, whose product is annotated as calcium voltage-gated channel auxiliary subunit gamma 7. NCBI's taxonomy places the organism in Eukaryota, Metazoa, Chordata, Mammalia, Diprotodontia, Phascolarctidae. Gene Ontology annotation, molecular function: channel regulator activity; voltage-gated calcium channel activity. The record is from RefSeq and is a predicted model, not a curated record. Gene Ontology annotation, cellular component: postsynaptic density membrane; AMPA glutamate receptor complex. Gene Ontology annotation, biological process: calcium ion transport; neurotransmitter receptor transport, postsynaptic endosome to lysosome; regulation of AMPA receptor activity.